Molecule: messenger RNA, 505 nt
Organism: Daldinia loculata
Lineage: Eukaryota; Fungi; Ascomycota; Sordariomycetes; Xylariales; Hypoxylaceae
Exons: 2
Coding region: 32-505 (157 amino acids)
Source: RefSeq, a predicted model, not a curated record
CCAGUCCCUUCGAUCCACCUACGUCUCAACCAUGUUGUCAGUUUUCAAGUCCGUCUUCAAGUUCGUUGGCAAGGCUGCCGUCUAUGGCAUCGUAGCCAUCGGAGUUUGGGAGGCCUUGCUCGGAUGCCCUUCAGCAAAGAUGAUGAACAAACUCCUUCGUGACAAAGAUGCGUGGGACCCAAGGCAAGCAGAACAAGAUGGCGUUUGUCAACACGUGCAAAUAUGGUUCAUGAGCUGGUGGCAUUGCGCCAUUCGAUCCCCUGCGAAGUACAUCGCGAAGAGAGUCAAGGUUGUGGCAACUAAGGCCAAGCGAUCCUACAUCCGGGGCUGGAUGGCUAGAAACCAAAACAACAACACCAACGCCAGCACCCCCCGCGGCGAGGAGCGGGUAUCCCGUUUCCAUGAAGAGUUGGACGGAGCAAUCCAUGACCUCACCACCGAGGCCAACCGCGCCUGUAUCAACCAAUCUCAGGAAGAUGAUGAUGAUGGGGAUUGGUAUUGGUGA